Messenger RNA from Anguilla rostrata (American eel), 3898 nucleotides. RefSeq lists its product as uncharacterized. NCBI's taxonomy places the organism in Eukaryota, Metazoa, Chordata, Actinopteri, Anguilliformes, Anguillidae. The transcript is spliced from 13 exons. The coding region runs from base 664 to 2907 and encodes 747 amino acids. The record is from RefSeq and is a predicted model, not a curated record.
UCCUGUUUGAUGGAAUAAUCUCCCAUUGCAAAACUCACCUUUUUAGUCAAUCCUAUAGUAAAACAUGUGGGAAGCUUGGAUCAGGAUCAUAGAGCUGUCAGAAGAGUUGAGCUUAUGUUUCUGUCACCCGGUCACUGCAUGUGAAUGCUCUGGAUUGCUGUUCUGCACUAACUAGCACCUACUCAUAUUGCAGCUGGCCAUCUAGGGAGCAUACGGACACUGUUAUACCUUGUUUGUAAAACAACUAAAAACCACAGAUUGAUGCUCAAAGAAUCUUCAGUGAGAUCACUCAAUUUAGGCAGACAAGCACAAAGAACUGAACCUCUGUACACCAGUGUUCACUCUUCCAAAUAAAAUCUCAGGCCAUCCUCCGAAAUACAGUACAUACUUAAAAUGGCAGGUUUGUGGCCACCAUACUGCAUAAUGUCUCAUAAUUAUGGUUCAUAACACUAAGCAUGCUCUGAAAUUUUCCAGAUGUGUUCUCAUGCACUUGAUGGUGAAGGUAAUUUGUAUUUGGGAUUGAAGCAUUCUGAAUUCAUACAUCAAGGAACAUCAGAGAAUACCCCAGCAGAUAAAAAUAACUAUGAUCCAAAAGAGAUGCCAGUGAUGCCAAGCAUUAGUUCUGUUUGAGAAUUGAGACAAGAGAGAAGACAGCAAGUAAGAAUGCCUGUGCACAGACUGACCGGACUCCGGCCAUGGCUACUCUUCAACAUCAUACUCCUCUUCACAGGUGUCAGUGGUUCAGAACUUACAGUGUACUCCGGUGCAGGAGAGCUUGUCAGUUUACCAUGUAACCCUCAUGGCUCUUUUAACUGUCCCUCAAUUACGUGGCUCCGGAGCAGUGUUGGAUCACAAGACUCUAUUGAAUUGGUCACUUAUGGAGCGGUCAAAGCUAAAGAUCAACAGUUAGCUAGAAGGCUGAGUGUGGGAACUGAUUGUUCUUUGCACAUUAAUAAUCUUACCACUGCUGAUGCUGGACGGUACUACUAUCGACUGUAUCGCAAUGGAAACGAUUAUACAGAUGUUUCUGUUAUUAACUUGUCUAUUCUCAACAUCUUUGCAUCCUCUCCACUGACAGAGCUGAAGAUUGGUAGUACAGUUACUCUUGUCUGUAAACUCCACAGCCCUAGGCCUUGUGUAAAAAGCAUUAGAGUGUUCUGGGUUAGUGAGACAGGAGCCCCACUGCAGGGAGCCAGGUACAAGCUGUCACAGUCAGAAUGCUCCUCCAGUCUGACUGUGACACUUGAGCGCUCAGACCGUAACAUGAAGUGGAGAUGCCAGCUAACUGUGGAGGGGAAGCUAAAGGCCUCACACAGUUACACCACCAUCUUCCCUGGUGUCAGUGGAUCGGAACCUACAGUGUACUCCAGUUCAGGAGAGCUUGUCUCACACAGUUACACCACCAUCUUCCCUGGUGUCAGUGGUUCAGAACAUGAAGUGUACUCCAGUGCGGGAGAGCUUGCCUCACACAGUUACACCACCAUCUUCCCUGGUGUCAGUGGUUCAGAACUUACAGUGUACUCCAGUGUGGGAGAGCUUGUCAGUUUACCAUGCAACCUUCAUGGCUCUUCUAACUGUUCCUCAACUACCUGGACCUGGCACAGCGGUCGAUCACCAGACUCUAUUGAAUUGGUCACUCAUGGAGUGGUCAACGCUGAAAAUCAACAGAUAGCUAGAAAGCUGAGAGUGGGAACUAAUUGUUCUUUGCACAUUAAUGAUCUUACCAGUGCUGAUGCUGGCCAGUACAACUGUCGAUUGUUUCAAAGUACAAAACAUUAUAAUGCUUCUGUUAUUAACUUGUCUCUUCUCAACAUCUCUGCGUCCUCUCCAGUGACAGAGCUGAAGAUUGGUAGUACAGUUACUCUUGUCUGUGAACUCCACAGCCCUGGGUCUUGUGGAAAAAGCAUUAGAGUGAUCUGGCUUAGUGAGACAGGAGCCCCACUGCAGGGAAACAGGUACAAACCGUCAGUGUCAGAAUGCUCCUCCAGUCUGACUGUGACACUUGAGCGCUCAGACUGCAACAUGAAGUGGAAAUGCCAGCUCACUGAGGAGGGGAAGCUGAAGGCCUCACACAGUUACACCACCAUCUUCACUGGUGUCAGUGGUUCAGAACAUACAGUGUACUCCAGUGUGGGAGAGCUUGUCAGUUUACCAUGCAACCUUCAUGGCUCUUUUAACUGUUCCUCAAUUACGUGGAUCUGGAGCAGCCAUCGAUCACAAGACACUAUUGAAUUGGUUGGUCAUGGAGUGGUCAACGCUGAAAAUCAAAAGAUAGCUAGAAGGCUGAGAGUGGGAACUAAUUGUUCUUUGCACAUUAAUAAUCUUACCACUGCUGAUGCUGGACGGUAUGACUGUCAACUUUAUCACAAUACAAACCAUUUUACAGAUUCUUCUGUUAUUAACUUGUCUCUUCUCAACAUUUCAGUCUUUGCAUCUUCUCCAGUGACAGAGCUGAAGAUUGGUAGUACAGUUACUCUUGUCUGUAAACUCCACAGCCCUGGGUCUUGUGGAAAAAGCGUUAGAGUCAGUUGGGUUAGUGAGACAGGAGCCCCACUGCAGGGAAACAGGUACGAGCUGUCAGAGUCAGAAUGCUCCUCCAGUCUGACUGUGACACUUGAGCGCUCAGACCGCAACAUGAAGUGGAGAUGCCAGCUAACUGAGGAGGGGACGCUGAAGGCCUCACACAGUUACACCACCAUCUUCCCUGUUCAAAGGAAGACGGCACAUAAUCAUGUUUCACAGAGCCACACAGUUACCGAUCAGAACAAGGGAGAGAGUGAGGACACCAUUACCUAUGCUGUGGUCAAUCCCGCUGCCGGUGGAAAAAGGAAACCAGACCAAGAAAGUGCUGUGCUCGAAACUGAAUAUGCCAUCAUUAAAACCUCGCAGAACUCAAAUAAACCGUGAUACUUCCUAACGUUGAAGGCUUGGAAAUGACUGCAGACAGUGCAUUUAAAUGCUGCAGCGCUUUGGGAACUUUUAGCAACACACUGCAGAGGUAACGAUCUUUUGUUUCACUGUUGACAAGGCAAAGGAGCUUGGCUCAUUGUGCCAGCUGUUUAGGGGUUGCCUACUGCGGACACGAAGCUCAUUAACUACUGAAUUUUGGAUGAAAGGUCUUGGCCUCACAGGUGAAACCAAAUGGAAAAGCACCACAGAACAUUUCAUAGAGGGGCUAAUGGAAGGUGAAAUUUUUUGAGCUCUUGAGGUCACUUCAAAUUCACAAGCUCUGGGCUCCGCCUCCCAUUGUGCAACAUGUGGCAUAUCAUGCAAUUCACUGUGUAUUUUUUGCAAUAUAGUUUCUUGUAUAAGUAAUUCUCUUUAGCAUUGUAAGCAUGUCAACAUGGCAAAGGUGCUUGGCACCAUGUUGGCUGGGGCGGCUGAUGACUGGAUGCCAGUUAAGCACCGGCUUUGGAUAAUCAUUUCUUCAUAAAAGAAACUAGAGAAGGUGAUAAGAAUAAUUUUAAAAAGUUAUAUAUACAUUUUUUUUUUUAAUUGGAAAAAUAUAGCUGUUACGCAGCAUAUUUGUGAGCAACAUUCCACAUCAUGUUUAUGAGUGUAUUAGCAAGAUGGAGCUUCAUUUUUUAUAGUUAUAUGUUUAUUUAACGGCGAAUUGUGAUAAUGCAGCUCCUUGUGCUAUUGGUAGAUAAGUAGCUCAUUUUUACAUUGUUCUCUAUCAACUGGCUUUCAGUUCAGCAACAUUUCCAUGGUACAGUGCUACAUGCAACUAUUUAAUGUAUGGAACACACCCUGGGUGUUCCAACCACCAUGUUUGUUAUCUAAUAAAUUAGUCUUAAAUUAAUCUUCAUAUGUAAUACUGUAUAACCUGGUUUGGAGUUUGUCUGUGGACGACAAUGAUAUCCAAUAUGUGUGGCAAUACAAUCAUAUCAAAGCCAGA